AUGAGUGGAGAUCGAGAGCUGUUCUCAUCACUGAAUGUAAACUUCAAACAUUCAGUGAAGCUCGGUAAUGAUAAGAGAAUGGAGGUCGUUGCAAAGGGAAGUGUGAAACUUGUCUUGAAUGACAUAGUAUACUCGAUCAGUGAUGUAUACUAUGUCCCGGAGCUCAAGAACAACUUGUUGAGUCUCGGACAACUACAAGAGAAGGAGCUCACUAUCAUCAUAAGAAGAGGUGCUUGCAAGAUUUAUCAUGAUGAUAAGGGUCUGAUUGCAGAAAGCAAGAUGAGCAUAAACAUUCUGUUUAUGUUGAUCGAUGAAGGCAAUGGAGAAGGAGAAACGAGACACCAACAAUGCCUCCAGUCCAUUUCAGAAGAUUUGCCAAAGCUUUGGCAUGAGAGAUACGGCCAUCUGAGUCACCGUGGGAUGAAGACGCUUCAGAGCAAGAACAUGGUACGUGGCCUUCCAGUCUUUGAUAUACAAACGUUCACCUGCUCAGAUUGCUUGGUGGGAAAGCAACCGAGAAGUAGCAUUCCCAAAAGAAGUAGCUGGAGAGCUAAGGGAGUUCUGGAGAUGCUACACUCUGACAUUUGUGGUCCUAUAAGUCCAAUGACCACAAGUGGGAAGAGAUAUAUCCUGACUUUCAUCGAUGACUACAGCAGAAAGUCAUGGGUGUAUUUCUUAUCAGAGAAAUCUGAAACUUUUAGCUCAUUCAAGCUAUUCAAGAAGAAGGUGGAGACUGAGACAGGGAAAGCCAUCAAGAGCCUAAGAACCGAUCGGGGUGGAGAGUACACCUCUCAUGAGUUCUCUGAGUUCUGUAAGGAGCACGGAAUUCGAAGACAGAUGACCACGGCCUAUACACCGCAGCAGAACGGCAUUGCAGAGAGGAAGAACCGCACUGUGAUGAAUAUGGUCAGAUGCAUGCUCUCAGCUAGGAAGAUGCCAAAGAGCUUUUGGGCAGAAGCUGUGAGCUGGACGUUCUAUGUCCUAAACAGAUGUCCCACCUUGGCCGUGAAGAACAUUACACCACAAGAAGCCUGGAGCGGGAUCAAGCCAAGUGUGGAACAUUUCAAGGUUUGGGGAAGCAUCGCUCAUGCCCAUAUUCCAGAUGAGAAACGAAGCAAGCUCGAUGACAAGAGCACUGCUUGCAUUCUUCUUGGUUUUUCUGAAGAGUCGAAGGGAUAUCGUCUUUACAAUCCGAAAACCAAGAAAAUCAUUGUAAGCAGAGAUGUGGUUUUUGAGGAAACAAGAGAGUGGGAUUGGGAAGAAGAUCAGAAACAGAAUGAAGAACUCACCUGGAAUGAUGACGAUGCUUCAUGGGAAGAGAGUGAUGAAGAAUCUGAUGGUGAAGCAGAGGAGCCUACAGCAGAAGUAGAAGAACCUGCAGAAACUGCAGAAGAAGCUCAACCACAACAGCAAGCUAUAGUCAGGGAGGGAAGAAUCAGAAGGCCUCCUCGCCAUUUGAGUGACUAUGUUGCUGGAGAUGAGAUCGAGGAUGAGGAAGAUGAGGUUAAUAUGGUCGUGAUUAACUCAUCUGAUCCAUCGACGUUUGAAGAAGCAGAAAAACAUCUCAAGUGGAGAGAAGCGAUGGAUGAAGAAAUCAAAUCAAUCGAGAAAAACCAAACUUGGGAGCUUGCAGAGUUACCAAAAGGAGCUAAGUGCAUUGGAGUGAAAUGGAUCUACAAGACAAAGCUCAUUGAGCUUGGAGAAGUGACCAAGUUCAAGGCUCGCUUGGUAGCGAAGGGGUACUGUCAAGAGCAUGGAAUCGACUACAAUGAAGUCUAUGCUCCUGUUGCGAGAAUGGAUACCAUCAAAAUGAUUCUCUCAACAGCAGCACGCAAAGCUUGGGUCAUCUACCAACUAGAUGUCAAAUCAGCGUUUCUCCAUGGAGUUCUUAUGGAAGAUGUUUACAUACAACAGCCGAAGGGGUAUGUGAUCAGAGGAGAAGAAGAAAAAGUAUACAAGCUUCACAAAGCCUUGUAUGGCUUAAAACAAGCUCCAAGGACCUGGUUCAGUCGGAUAGAGGAAUACUUUAUCAAGGAGGGAUUCAAGAAGUCGCAGAAUGAAGAAACCUUGUUCCUCAAAGGCAACAAACAUGGUGACAUUCUCCUUGUUAGCGUUUAUGUUGAUGAUCUAAUCUACACUGGAGAUAAUGUUAGCAUGAUGGAGGAGUUUAAGAAGUCGAUGCAGAGAGAGUUCGACAUGACUGAUCUAGGCAAGAUGAGAUAUUUCCUGGGAAUUGAAGUCCUGCAAACAACUCGUGGGAUUCAUAUCUCUCAAGGAAAGUAUGCUCUUGAAGUUCUAAAACGUUUCAACAUGGAGGAUUGCAACGCUGUUUACAAUCCAAUGGUGCCAGGAAGCAAGCUUGAUAUGGACGAGGAAGGAGAAAGAGUAGAUGAGACUUUCUACAAGCAGAUAAUAGGAAGUCUCAUGUACAUUACCACCACCAGACCUGACCUGCAGUUUUCUGUAAGUCUUCUGAGCCGUUACAUGGCUAGACCUACUCAACUACAUUUACAAGCUGUGAAGAGAGUGCUGAGAUAUUUGAGAGGUACUAUGGAUUUCGGAAUCUGGUACAAGAGAGAAGGAAAUGGAAAUCUUCUGGUGUAUAUUGAUAGUGACUUUGCUGGUGAUGUUGAGAGCAGAAAGAGCACUUCAGGUUAUGUCUUUCUCAUGAACGAUGCAGCAGUGGCAUGGUUGUCCAAGAAGCAGCCGAUCGUCACACUCUCGACAACUGAGGCAGAGUAUGUAGCUGCUUCAGUUUGUGCUUGUCAAGCGAUAUGGUUCAAGAGGGUAUUGAAGGAGUUGGGAUACGAUGGAGAAGAAAGCACUGUUAUUCUGUGUGACAAUACUUCUGCAAUCAAGUUGUCAAAGAAUCCAGUCUUUCAUGGAAGGUGUAAGCACAUAGGAGUUCGUUUUCAUUUCUUAAGGGAUUUGGUCAACGAAGGAGCAAUACGUCUUGAGCAUUGUGGAACAAGCGAUCAAGUUGCAGACAUUUUUACCAAGGCAUUGAAGCGAGAUGUGUUUGAAGGUUUGAGGAGUAAGUUGGGAAUUUGCUCUGUUGCAGAUAAGCUAAGCUUUGAACACCAAGCUUAG
Messenger RNA from Microthlaspi erraticum, 3090 nucleotides. Lineage: Eukaryota; Viridiplantae; Streptophyta; Magnoliopsida; Brassicales; Brassicaceae. The record is from the annotation of a GenBank genome assembly.